CUAAUCCUUCGUCCUCUUCCUUGUUGCUUCCUUCCUUCCUUCGCCGGAGCAGCAACCGAGGGUGAGGCGAGCAAGCAAAGGCAAAGCGCGACGCCAAGAAACAUCCAGACCCGAUCCCCACCUCCCUCCCGGAACGCUCUCCCCCUCUUCGUCCUCAUCCGCGGCCAGCUCGCUCGAGGCACCCUCCUCCUCCCUAUCCUAAUCCAGAUUGAUGGAUUGUUCCAAUGGUGAGGUUCAGCAUCAGUGGAUAGAGGAUGUCAAGUCAGGAGGAGCAGUUCCAUUUCUUGAGCCUGACAACUGCCCUAAUGGCUGGGCUACUCCCCCUGGGGACACAUUCAUGGUCAGAGGCCCUGAAUACCUUACAACCAAGGUGAAGAUACCAGGUGGUGAGUAUCUUCUAAAGCCUCUCGGAUUCGAUUGGAUGAAAAGCCCGGGAAAGAUAUGCGAGGUCCUAAAUAACAAGAAUCAUCGCGUGAGGAAAGCCAUCGACGGCGAGGUUUCGCAUGGCAAUCAGCCUUUUGUCUGGGCUUUCAACCUGCAACUUCCCAGUAAGGAUAAUUACAGUGCUAUAUUCUACUUUGUGUCACUGGAGCCUGUGCCGGAAGGUUCACUUGUGGAUCAAUUCUUGAAAGGGGAUGAGACUUUCCGGAAAUCUAGGCUUAAAUUGAUAGCGAACAUAGUUAAGGGACCUUGGAUUGUUCGAACAGCUGUGGGCGAACAGGCUAUAUGCAUAUUGGGCAGGGCUCUUUCGUGCAAGUAUAUUCAGGGAUCAAACUUCAUUGAAAUUGAUGUGGAUGUAGGAUCUUCUAUUGUUGCAAAUGCAAUUGUUCAUUUAGCAUUCGGUUCCGUGCAGACGCUUACGGUAGAUUUAGCAUUCCUUAUCGAGGGUCAGGCUGAAUCAGAGCUCCCUGAGAGAAUUCUUGGAGCUGUAAGGUUCGCCGAGUUAAAUCCGGGCUCAGCUGGUGUUUACGAAGUGCCAUCUGAAGAGCAACAAGAAAGUGCCCCUUUUCUGCCUGCAAGAUUGUGGCAGGGUUUCUCUAAUAUGUUACACAAUCCUGGAAAUGCUAGAGAGCCAUCCUCUAGUUCACAAAGCACUAAUGGGAGUUUACAUAGAGAAGAUGUGGAUGAGAAUACUACAAGGAAUUUGAACAAAGAUGAUGUGGAUGGUAAUACUACUAGGAGCUUACACAAGGAAGAUUUGGACGACAAUACCACAGGGAGUUUGCACAAAGAAGAUGCGAAUGAGAAAACUGCUGCGAAUUUGUUCCAAGAAGAUGGGUACGAGAGUGCUACUGGGAGUUUUCACGAAGAAGAUACCGAAGAGGAUACUAAUGGGAGUUCACACAAAGGAGAUGCUGAUGAAAACACUAAAUGAUAUUCUUGAAUCUCCUACUUGUGAAGCUUGACGCAGCUACACUGUCAUAUAUUCAAUAGUUGGGGUUAAUAUAUUAGUUCCGCAUCGUGUUGCAAUUCAUUCAAACGAUGGUCAGGCUCAGGUAGCUAUUCUUCAUGUUAUCAUGACCCUGGCUGGGGCUUGUGUGCCCUCACAUUUGUUGUAAAAAUUAUGUAUACUCCAUCACUCUGUACAUAAAACCGAAUUACAUUCAAAUGCAGAAAUUGGUAUGUGUGUCCCAUUCUCUUCUUGACAAAAUAGUUUACAAACUAAUGGGAAUGUUUCAUGGAAUCAAAUGUGGAUAUGCAUGGGUGUCCAAGAGUGAAGCAUUUGAUUCUGAACAAAAGAUGAAAACUAUUAAUCAAAAUGAGCUAUCAUGCUGGCGUUUGCUCGGUGGCGCUGAUGCUAAAGUUGG
This is a messenger RNA of Oryza brachyantha (malo sina), 1808 nucleotides long. RefSeq names its product protein ENHANCED DISEASE RESISTANCE 2-like. Bases 212 to 1375 code for a protein of 387 amino acids. Lineage: Eukaryota; Viridiplantae; Streptophyta; Magnoliopsida; Poales; Poaceae. The transcript is spliced from 3 exons. The record is from RefSeq and is a predicted model, not a curated record.